AUGAAUGUUCUUCUGUCACAGGCCAGUGUGUUUGGGGAGGUGGUGGAUUUGCUCAACGGCUCCUACUCUGUGCGUUUUCUUCUGCCGUGGGUUGGAGAGGCACAGGUGGCUGUGCGUAUGAUCCACUCCAGUGAAGCUGUGCAGGUCCUCAAGCAUCACAGAGACACUGACUCUGACAGAGUUUUCUUUAAUGGAUAUUUUGAAGGACCAGGACCAAAUGGGACCAGGUUGAAAGAAACAGUGAAGUGUAAUGUGAAGUGGGACAAAAAUGGACUGGAGAGGAUGGGGACUGGAGAUUGUUGCUGUGAUUACAAAGAUUCUCACAGUGGAGAAGAAUGGCGCUGUCAAAGACCCAAAUCCUUGCCAUGCGGCGCUCGCGUGUAUCACUCUAUGGGCGGGUAUAACAACCGUGUGACUGUCAAUGAAGCAAUGUUUAUGAAGCAAACCAACAAAGUCAUCAAUGGACAAAGAACAACAAUCAAGAUUUUUCCUUCCAAUGGAACAGUGGGAAUUGAUGUAACACUGAAAUGUCGUCCUGGUUUGCACUCACCAGUUCCAGCUGGGUUUUACCUGAAUGAUGUCUGGACGUCCUUUGUGUGUAGCACCCGUCAUUUUAAUACCCAAACAACAACACAGUGCCUGAAAGACAAACACAUCUACAUGAUGGGAGACUCUACCAUGAGACAGUGGUUUGAGUUUUUUAUGAAAGCAGUACCAACUUUAAAGCAGAUGAACCUGCAUGUAGAAUAUCACGGAGGUCCACUUAUAGCAGUGGAUGUGGAUAACAACAUUGACUUACACUGGAGGUCUCACGGUCUUCCUCUGCGCUGGCUGAAAACUGAAGUUUCUAAUCUGCACUACAUCAGUAAUGAGAUUGAUGAUCUGACUGGAGGACCUCACACAGUUAUUGUCUUUAAUCUGGGACCACACUUCACAACAUAUCCUCUGGAUUUCUUCACCAACAGAGUGUUAAAGAUCCGCAAAGCAGUGCUAGAUUUGUUACAACGUGCACCAGACACUACUGUUAUAAUCAAGACCGUAAACACCGGCUAUAAGGAUGUGUUCGGCAGUGACUGGUAUUCUCUACAGUUGGACAGAAUCCUACGGUGGGCUUUUCAGGAUGAGCUGGGGUCCCACGGUCGACAUGAUUUCACCAAGUAA
Molecule: messenger RNA, 1161 nt
Organism: Misgurnus anguillicaudatus (oriental weatherfish)
Lineage: Eukaryota; Metazoa; Chordata; Actinopteri; Cypriniformes; Cobitidae
Source: RefSeq, a predicted model, not a curated record